GUUGUAGUUGUAAUAAAUAAAUAUUUUGGCAUAUAAACAAAACAAAACCGUAAAAAUUAUUCGAUUUGGUAACAUAAACGUUGUGUUAAUUAACAGGUGCUUGCUAAAAAGAAAUUAUAACGGCAUUGUGCUUAGAGAUAAAUCGGAAUAUCAUGACAACAUACUCCCAUUCUACGGAGAUUCGCCAAGUGCAGUUCGAGCUGGACGGCCUGGUUAGUGUUCUGGAGCAUGACUGGCGUACGCUGUUCUACCUAAUCCCCAGACGGAUUGCCGACGUCGAACAACCAGCCGGGAGCUAUCCAAUAAAGUACAACGGAGCGCAAGAGAGUGAGCUGGACAAUUAUGGAAAAGCGCAGAACACAGGUCGAGCACGCCUUCUUCUGGAAGAGUGGGGAACAUCCGGACGAAAAGAAGAACGACCUACAUUGGGACAUCUGUACACUCUGGCCGUUAAAGGUGGCCUGUAUCGAGCCGCUGAUCACAUAGCAAAUCUCCUGAAGAUACCCGAACCCGAGCGACCCGUUUGUGGUCCAGCAGCACCAAUCAAUGUGGAUUUGGAACUGGAUCGAGAAACAAAUAAGUUGUUAGAGGAGAUUUCGUAUCCAAACUCAACUGCCUUACAGGAUGUGGAUUCAUCUUUAACAUUAGUAAACAAUUUGGAUAACAUUCUACUGACAAAGCGAGAAGAAGUGGUCAAUCCUCCUCAGGCUGUUCCGGAUUCGAUUUUCGACGGAUCACUGCCUUUAAUUUCCAACAGUGAUAACAAUGAUCAAUUAAGUGGAGUAGUGCCGAUGAUUAGUGAUUUGAUGAAAACAGAAGAACAAAAUGCUCAGCUAACUGAAACUAGUUUUUCUGACAAUGAUAGGACUCCUAGGCAAACUAUUGAAGGCGUAACAGUUUCUUCAACAUCGGACAGUGCAAGUGGUAGCAGUAGAGCAUCAUCAGUAGCGAGUGAAUCAACGUCUCAGUUUCGAAUGCUGCCAAUGGUGUUACCUACCAUUCAUGAAGCUGGUGAAGUGCCCAACCUCUCCAUCUUUGGCCCUGCAGUUCAGUCGGAAGAAAGCGUAAAUGUCGAAAUACCCGCCAUUUCAGCAUUACUGGACAAUUUCGAGGAGUCACAAUCCAGAAAUGAUUUACCCCGAUUUUCGAUCAUUGGUCAAUCAGAGGAGUCGAUCAGUGAAUCUGCUUCAUCAUACUCAACCCAACAAGAAAGUAGUAGCGUUGAAGAAUCCAGCAGAGCAACGAACCUAAUGGCAUUUUCUUCGACGUCCAUCCCAGCUGCACCAUCAUUAAUCAAAGUCUCUUUCGAUUUGCUCAGAAACGUCACCGCCGAAUUCGAUACAAAGCGUUUCACGAAUCGCAAUCCUCUAAAUCCGGACGGUCGAGUAUUGGGGAUUGGUGGAUUUGGUGAAGUAUUUUUAGCACUGAAUCUUACAACUUCUUAUCCCGUGUCUGCAGUGAAGCGAUUGUUUCCUACCAAUUACAAAUAUAGAGAAAAGUUCGAUCGAGAGCUCGAGAUACUUUCCAAGUAUCAUCACCCGAAUAUAGUGAAACUAAUUGGUUUCUCGGAAGAUGCUACGUUAUGCCUAAUAUACGAGUAUCUUCCGGAUGGUACUCUGGGAGCAGCUUUAGACAAAAGUCGGAAAAACCAGCUGCGGUUAGCAGUUGGCCAACGUCUUAGCUAUCUCUCCGGAAUAGCUGCUGCUUUGGAAUAUCUUCACAGUCCGCUGGUACAAGUCGUACACCGGGAUGUGACACUGGCGAACAUUCUCUUGCACAGAGACACAGCCAAGUUGUGCGACUUUGGAUUGGUGAAACGAAUAGACAGUACAACAGCCACGGAGGUGAGUGGAACGAGGCCCUACAUUUCACCGGAGGCUAUGCGAGGUAAUAUUACACCGGCUCUAGAUGUCUACUCGUUCGGGGUUGUGCUGGCUGAAGUGGUGACCGGAGAGGAGGUCUUAACUGAGGUGCUACCGGACGGCGAAGGAGAUUUGAUUGAACGCGUUACCGCGAGAGGGGCUGACUUAAAGAGCAUGGUGGAUCGUAGGGUUCUAGAGAAUGAGCUCCCUAAAUGGAUUUCAAGUGGAAAGAAAUUGUUAGAACUGUCGAAUUGGUGCCUUAGAGAAAGAUUUAAGCGACCAUCCGCUUCAGCUAUGCGGGAAUGUGUACAGAAAAUUAUUCAAGAAGAGUUUUAGUGAGAAUCAGACAUUAGUUAAAUAUGUGCAACUGUUGAUGUUUUAGAAUUAUACUAUUUUAAUUACCGCAAA
Molecule: messenger RNA, 2270 nt
Organism: Armigeres subalbatus
Lineage: Eukaryota; Metazoa; Arthropoda; Insecta; Diptera; Culicidae
Exons: 3
Coding region: 153-2198 (681 amino acids)
Biological process (GO): protein phosphorylation
Cellular component (GO): plasma membrane
Molecular function (GO): ATP binding; protein kinase activity
Source: RefSeq, a predicted model, not a curated record